This is a messenger RNA of Talaromyces amestolkiae, 651 nucleotides long. RefSeq lists its product as uncharacterized. The record is from RefSeq and is a predicted model, not a curated record. Gene Ontology annotation, biological process: regulation of DNA-templated transcription; DNA repair. Gene Ontology annotation, molecular function: methyltransferase activity; sequence-specific DNA binding; DNA-binding transcription factor activity. The transcript has a single exon. The coding region runs from base 1 to 651 and encodes 216 amino acids. NCBI's taxonomy places the organism in Eukaryota, Fungi, Ascomycota, Eurotiomycetes, Eurotiales, Trichocomaceae.
AUGUCACUGCUACCUCCUCUUGACGCUGGCGAUUGCGAAGCAUCUCGAUGGCGAAUAGUGACAGCCAGAGACUCAAAUGAUAGCUUUGUCUACGCAGUUCGUUCGACACGCAUCUACUGUCGUCCCUCAUGUCCGUCGCGCCUCGCCCGUCGUGCAAAUGUUGAAUUCUACGACGAUGCUAUACGUGCGGAGGCAGCAGGUUACCGACCUUGCAAGAGAUGCAAGCCCCAACUUAAGAGCAAAGACGAUCCUCGACUACGAGCAGUGGAAAGAGCAUGCAAAGAUAUCUCGAAUGCUGUACUAUGCGGGCGGCGACUCAAGUUUCAGCAACUGGCGUCAGAUAUGAAGCUCUCACCGGGUCACCUUCAUCGAUCGUUCAAGAAAAUCACUGGGCUUACUCCAGUACAGUAUACCAAGCUCAUUCAACGGCAGAACGAGGCAAAGUCAUCUUAUGCUGAAGACCAAGCUGAAAAUUCACCGGUAAUUGCUGUGUUUGAAAACAAGGAUGGUAUGUCAUGUGAGUUCGAUUUCAACAAUACAUCGAUGUAUGAACACAUCGACUGGGACUUGAUUGAUUGGAAUGCCUUUGACAACUUGAUGGAAUCGGAUUUUAGUUCCGAAGUUUGCGACACCGUUCAAAAGAGAGCCUGA